Molecule: messenger RNA, 479 nt
Organism: Prunus mume (Japanese apricot)
Lineage: Eukaryota; Viridiplantae; Streptophyta; Magnoliopsida; Rosales; Rosaceae
Source: RefSeq, a predicted model, not a curated record
GGCGAGUGUAGACAGAAACACAUCAGACUCGGGCAAUGCGGAAGGCCAAAACCGCACUCUGCUUAAUCACAGCCACUGGCCUCAGCUUUCAUGCCUUCAACCCCAAUUUUCUAUCAUCUUCCUCCGAUUGCUUUCCCAACUUUCCUGAGAAAUUACGCGCACCAAUCCAUGGCGUCUAUCGAUCUUCUCUCGCAAUCGCCACCAUUGCUUUCGCUGCUGUUGACUACAAGUUCACUUUACAUGGACUCUCGGUUGACUCUGAUGAGUAUCGUCAGAAGCUAUCUGAGGUUCAUAGAAGGUCCGCCUCGAGAAUUCGGAAAUUGUGUGAGGUCAAUAGAGGGUUCUAUGUGAAAGCUGGCCAAUUUGUUGCAGCUCUGCGACAGGUUCCCAAAGAAUACUCAUUAACUCUUUCCUCAUUGCAGGAUCAGGCAGUUCCUUAUCAUUUCAAGGCUAUUAAAGAGGUUUUUGUCACUCGAUGA